AUGGUGAAGUGGUUAAGCACAACAGGGAUUUCAAAGGGGGCAAUCAACGGAUUCUUGAACCUUAAAUAUGUAUGUUCAUCAUUCGUGUUUAACAAAAUUACUUACCAUAGCCAAACGGAACAGGUCCAAAAACGGCCUUUCAGCUUCAGAUCAGCAGAUACAAUGUACGGUAAAGUAAGAUCUAUGCCAGGAGCACCUGGAUGGCACCAGGAGACAAUUACCAUGGAUGACGCACCCCUAGAACCACAGGAGUGGAUGCGCCGAAACCCGGUUGAGUGUCUGGAAUUUCUGUUCCAGAACCCGAGCUUCAAUGGCGAAAUGGAUUUCGGCCCAUACAAGGUCUUUACAGCUGAUGGUGACAUAAGGGUCUAUCAUGAGAUGGCUACAGGGGAUGACUGGCACGAACAACAGGCACAUCUCCCUGAUGGGACCACUAUUUUAAGCAUGAUGUUGGCUUCCGAUAAAACACAUCUCACGAACUUUACAGGUGACCAACGUAUGCACCCACUUUAUAUAUCUCUGGGGAACAUCCAUAAGGAUGUCCACCGAAAAAUCAACCGCCACGCCUGGAUGCUGCUUGCAAAGCUACCAGUUUGCAAAUUUGCCCAGACAACAUUCAACACGUCGGGUGGAACUCUUGAGGAAGCUGCACGCAUGCCUGGAAUCGUACAACAAGAGAUGUUUCAUCACUGUUUGGAAAUCACAUUAGCCCCCCUUCUCACUGUUCAGCAAGUUCCCAGGUUGAUGACUGGUCCCGAUGGCCUGGUACGGGCGUGCGUGGCAAUUCUGAUGUCACACUUGGCCGAUCUUGAAGAGCAACAGAUGGUUGCCAUAACGCAAACAGGCAACUGUUCAGUAUGCUUAGUUCCACACCAUGCCCAAGAGGAGUACACUGAACAUCCAGCACGCACGCGCGACUGGAUUCUCGACCCACUAAAACGUUUGCGAGAACAAUACCCUCAUGCUUCCACCUUUGAGUUCUCCCAAGAGGCAAAAAGGCUUAAGCUUGGACUGAGUGGUUGUACCGAGUCACCAUAUUGGAAGGGUUUUAAGCAGUGUCCUUCCCACUUCGUCAGUCAGGACUUGUUGCACGGUUGUUACAAGUUCUUUUGGGAUCACGUUGUUUCAUGGCUUACAUCAACUUUGGGUGAGGCAGAGCUAGACCGACGUCUAAUCGCCCAGCCUCCAGACAACCGUGCCCCACACUUCCCCAAUGGGCUCUCAUGCAUAUCUCAGGCUUCAGGGAGGGAGUUCAAGGCCUUUCAGAGCAUUGCUGUCGUCGUGAUCGCAGGGCACGAUGCAGUUACACCAGCGAUUAUGAAAGCAGUCCGUUCAUUGCUGGAUUACAUCUUUAUUGCACAGUCCCCCAUCAUAUCAAAGAUUGACCUGCAGCUCAUGAAGAGGAGCCUAGAGUGUUUCCAUCGGUACAAGAGAGCCUUCAUUCAGAAUGGUUCUCGGGAACAGGGCCAUAUGAAUAUUCCUAAAUUACACGCCCUUCCACAUUUUAUGGAUGAUACAUGUCGCAAAGGCACCCCUGACAACUUCUCGACAGAAACUCCAGAAACUCAGCACAUCAAAAUUUGCAAGGAACCGUAUUGCAUGUCAAACAAGCGUGACUAUGCACAACAAAUAGUCAAUUUCCUUGAUGUUCAAGAAAAGAUAGCGCUCCGAAUGCUGUAG
This is a messenger RNA of Cantharellus anzutake, 1680 nucleotides long. RefSeq lists its product as uncharacterized. The coding region runs from base 1 to 1680 and encodes 559 amino acids. Lineage: Eukaryota; Fungi; Basidiomycota; Agaricomycetes; Cantharellales; Hydnaceae. The record is from RefSeq and is a predicted model, not a curated record. The transcript is spliced from 2 exons.